Myotis daubentonii (Daubenton's bat) is the source of this 5306-nucleotide messenger RNA. It is a transcript of the gene AGAP1, whose product is annotated as ArfGAP with GTPase domain, ankyrin repeat and PH domain 1. The record is from RefSeq and is a predicted model, not a curated record. Gene Ontology annotation, molecular function: GTPase activity; GTPase activator activity; protein binding. Lineage: Eukaryota; Metazoa; Chordata; Mammalia; Chiroptera; Vespertilionidae. Gene Ontology annotation, biological process: activation of GTPase activity.
UCCCGCCCCUAGGCCGCGGCGGCGCAGCUGCCUGCGCGUCUCGGGCCCUGGGAGCGGCGCAGGCUCCGGAGUCGCCGAACUGUGCAAAAAAGGCCCGAAGAUGCGAGCCGGCCGCACGCCUUAGACAAUGAAGCCGCGGGCGCCGCCGCCCGCCCCGGGCCCUGCGCGCCGCGGCCGCACCUGCCGGCCAGACCGUCCCGGCUUCUGACUGCCCGCCCUCCCGCCGCUCCGCCCACCCGCCCCGCGGGCCCAUGGCUGGGCGCCUGGGACCCGGACCCCCGCACUCGUGCCGCGCGGCGCACGGGCCGGCGGGCGCCAGGGGCGCCAUCCCUGCAGCUUAAGCGCGGCCCUCGCGGCGAGCAGGGGGCGUGGGCCCUCUCCCCGCGCGCCCGCUCGCUCCGCCUCGCCCGGCGACUGCCCGAUCGCGCGUCCCGGCCCGCGGCGCUGGAUGCAGAGGAGCCCCGGCGGGCGGCGCGGCGGCUGCGGCCCCGGGCGACAUGUACCUGCUGGACGUCAGCGGCGAGCCCGCGUCUCCGCCCGCGGACACGAUGCCGCGCGGGACGCCCCCCAGGAAGACCGUUUACCGCAUCUCCGUGACCAUGGUCAGGAAGGAGCAGCUGGCCGCCCCGGGCCCGGGUGGUCCCGACCCGCGUCCCACUCGGAAGCUCCGGCCCGGGCGCUCCCCGGACGCGCCCGGGCGGCUGGUGGAGGAGGAGGAGGCAGAGGAUGCUGCGGCGGCCACUGAGGACCCAGAGGGCUGCCGGCCGCGCGCCUGGGACGUCCGCACCUACCGCACCCGCAGCACCGGGCAGCUGGAGCUGGGGCGGCUUCGGCCGUGCACACGCGGCACGGAGCCCACGGACCUGGCCGGCAGUCCCCCGGCCGUGGAGCAGGAACCCAGGUCGCCUACGCCCGGCAGCCCCGACGUGGAGGGGGUCCGGGCCGCGCCCCUGCGGCGGAGCCUCAGCUUCAGGCACUGGAGCGGGCCCGAGGCCCCGCGGGAACGGGCCCCGGGCCGCGGGAGGCGCCACAGCAGCUCUGCGAGCCUGGCCUGGGCGCCGGGCGGCGAGACUGUGGCCGACCCCGGGGUCGUCCCCGAGCCCGCGGCCGCCGCGCAGCCCUCCUCGGAGAAACGCAACACUCUGGACGUAGGCGAGGUGCUCAGCAAAAACGAUGCGCUCUCGGACUUGGAGCGCUGGGAGCGCAGCAAGAGCAAGAACCGCACGCUGGACAACAGCGACCUGCAGCGGCUGGAGCGCGCGCGGGCCGCGGCCACCGGCCCCAGCGCGGUCUCGGAGCACAGGCUGCUGCGCUUCUUCAGCGGCAUCUUCGCGCGCAGGGACGGCGCACCCAGCGGCGGGCCCUCCCCGCGGAGCGGCUCCUUGCGACCCCGUGGCUACUUCAGCCUGCGACGCGCCCCGGCCGACGCGCACUCAUCCAGCGCCGAGAGCAUCGAGGGGUCCCCGCGCAGAGAUGCCUUUGUGAACAGCCAGGAAUGGACGUUGAGUCGAUCUGUCCCGGAGCUCAAAGUGGGAAUCGUGGGCAAUCUGGCCAGCGGCAAGUCGGCCCUGGUGCACCGCUACCUGACCGGCACCUACGUCCAGGAAGAGUCUCCCGAAGAUAUGGAUGCAGGUGGCAGAUUCAAGAAAGAGAUUGUUGUUGACGGACAGAGCUAUCUGCUGCUGAUUAGAGAUGAAGGGGGCCCCCCCGAGGCCCAGUUUGCCAUGUGGGUGGACGCUGUCAUAUUUGUCUUCAGCUUGGAGGAUGAAAUCAGCUUCCAGACGGUUUACCACUACUACAGUCGGAUGGCCAGCUACCGGAGCACGAGCGAGAUCCCGCUGGUGCUGGUGGGAACCCAGGACGCCAUCAGUUCCACCAACCCGCGGGUCAUCGACGACUCCCGGGCGCGGAAGCUCUCCAGUGACCUGAAGCGGUGCACAUACUACGAGACGUGUGCCACGUACGGCCUGAACGUGGAGAGGGUCUUUCAGGACGUUGCCCAGAAGAUUGUCGCCACAAGGAAGAAGCAGCAGCUGUCCAUAGGGCCCUGCAAGUCGCUCCCCAACUCCCCGAGCCACUCCUCCGUCUGCUCCGCGCAGGUGUCCGCCGUGCACAUCAGCCAGACAAGCAACGGAGGCGGGAGUUUGAGCGACUAUUCCUCCUCCGUCCCAUCGACUCCCAGCACAAGCCAGAAGGAGCUGCGGAUCGACGUCCCUCCCACUGCCAACACCCCGACGCCCGUCCGGAAGCAGUCCAAGCGCCGGUCCAACCUUUUCACCUCUCGGAAAGGGAGUGACCCGGACAAAGAGAAGAAAGGCCUGGAGAGUCGCGCGGACAGCAUCGGGAGCGGCCGAGCCAUCCCAAUUAAACAGGGCAUGUUGCUGAAGCGCAGCGGCAAGUCGUUGAACAAAGAGUGGAAGAAGAAGUACGUCACCCUGUGCGACAACGGGGUGCUCACCUACCACCCCAGCCUGCACGAUUACAUGCAGAACGUUCACGGGAAAGAGAUCGACCUUCUGAGAACCACUGUGAAGGUCCCCGGGAAGAGGCCCCCCCGCGCCACGUCGGCCUGCGCACCCAUCUCCAGCCCCAAAACCAACGGCCUGUCCAAGGACAUGAGCAGUUUACACAUCUCACCCAAUUCAGGGAAUGUCACUAGUGCAUCUGGGUCUCAGAUGGCCAGCGGCAUCAGCCUGGGCUCCUUCAACAGCCGACCGGACGGCAUGCAGCAGCGGUCCUACUCUGUCUCCAGUGCCGACCAGUGGAGUGAGGCUACGGUCAUUGCAAACUCGGCCAUCAGCAGUGACACGGGACUGGGCGACUCCGUGUGCUCCAGCCCAAGCAUGUCCAGCACCACCAGCCCCAAGCUCGACCCGCCCCCCUCCCCCCACGCCAACAGAAAGAAGCACCGAAGGAAGAAAAGCACCAGCAACUUCAAAGCCGACGGCCUGUCAGGCACCGCUGAAGCCAAACGCAAAGCAUGGAAACUAAACCGUGUUGGUAGCCUGCGAAAUAUAUACAGCAGCAGCAGCACCAACACUGAAGAGCAAGAAGAAAACUUUGAGUUUAUCAUUGUGUCCCUCACUGGCCAGACGUGGCACUUUGAAGCCACCACGUAUGAAGAGAGAGACGCGUGGGUCCAAGCCAUCGAGAGCCAGAUCCUUGCCAGCUUGCAGUCAUGUGAGAGCAGCAAGAAUAAGUCCCGGCUGACGAGCCAGAGUGAGGCCAUGGCCUUGCAGUCGAUACGAAACAUCCGAGGGAAUUCGCACUGUGUGGACUGCGAGACUCAGAACCCUAACUGGGCCAGCUUGAACCUGGGAGCCCUCAUGUGCAUCGAGUGCUCAGGGAUCCACCGGAACCUCGGCACCCACCUCUCGCGAGUUCGAUCUCUGGACCUGGACGACUGGCCCAUCGAGCUCAUCAAGGUGAUGUCGUCCAUUGGGAACGAGCUGGCCAACAGCGUCUGGGAAGAGAAUAGCCAGGGGCGGACGAAGCCCUCGCUGGACUCCACAAGGGAAGAGAAGGAGCGGUGGAUCCGGGCCAAGUAUGAGCAGAAGCUCUUCCUGGCCCCGCUGCCCUGCACCGAGCUGUCCCUGGGCCAGCACCUGCUGCGGGCCACGGCCGACGAAGACCUGCGGGCGGUCAUCCUGCUGCUGGCACACGGCUCCCGGGACGAGGUGAACGAGACCUGCGGGGAAGGCGACGGCCGCACGGCGCUGCACCUGGCCUGCCGGAAGGGGAACGUGGUCCUGGCGCAGCUCCUCAUCUGGUACGGGGUGGACGUCAUGGCCCGCGACGCACACGGGAACACGGCGCUGGCCUAUGCCCGGCAGGCCUCCAGCCAGGAGUGCAUCGAGGUCCUGCUGCAGUACGGCUGCCCCGACGAGCGCUUCGUGCUCAUGGCCACCCCCAACCUGUCCCGGAAGAGCAAUAACCGGAACAGCGGCAGCGGGCGGGUGCCCACCAUCAUCUGAGGGGCGUCGGCGCCCCCCGCCCGCCACCCCUCCCUCUUCCUGGUGGUCACCUGCCACCCACCCUCCCUCCCUCACCCGCAGUGAAAUCACAGAACCUGGACAGUCCUCACGGAGGCGAAGACGAGGCCCGGAGGCUGCAGGAUCGAUCGUUUCCACGAACUCCCCCACUCGACAAGAGGAGCGACCGGCUGGCCUCGGUUGGUUGAUGAUAGCACACGGCGCGGGACCCCGGUCCCGUGGCCUAGAGACAGAGCUCGGCACAAGGGGCAGGGAUGGACAGAGGGGGAGGGGAGGCAGCAGCAGGGAGACGGGAACUCUCCUUAACUGGCGGUUAAGCACAUCAGUACAUUUCACCUCUACCGCACGGAACACUUGCAUCUAUCUCAUCUCUUCUCCGAGGAGCUUGACGCCAUAAAUCAGGAGCAAGCCGAGUUUGUCAGGUCUGAAGCCCCUAUGAUGGUGUGUGUCAAAUCAGUUGUAGCUAAUCUGUCCCGGGAGAAUGCUGGCUUCAUUACACUUGUAUAGUUGAGUUCUUGCAGCAUUACCGCUGUUUAAUAGAACAUGAUUAGUCAUCACCGGGAAGAAAGCAUAUUAGCCGAGGAGGCAGUUACGCAGCACGCUCUGGUGAUUGCCGCGAUGUGAUUGCAAUACUCUUAGAAGCAUCAUAUUAUCCCAGACAUGUUCUUCCGAGCCCUUGGAGCCCUCCUUUCUAAAUUCACUGUCAUAAUUUAGUAUCUGUUUAAUUUUUCAGUCCAAAGAGAGGAAAUCAGUUGCUGAGUAGUAUUUGACGGCAGUCUCCUUGGUGCAAAAACAAAAUGGGAAAAAUAAAUAAGAGCAACUCAGAAAUUCCGGAGGAAAUCACGAAUUUCAGCCGACAGUGACAUGCCGGGUGCAUUUAGGAAGCUGGGUAAAUGCAUAAAAAGCUACCCCCCCCCUCCCACCCCCUGAACAGGAGAGAUAUUUUAUGUCCUUUUGCCAAGGUGGACGUCUGGGUCUCAGUCACUCCCGGGCCACGUUGCCCAAGUCGCACAGGCUCCCGUGUUGUGUCUUCAGAUGAGAUGUGUGGAAAUGUAUUGGAAUAAAAGAAGUUCAUAAAUAUGCAUUGAUUUUUGUACAGACGAAUGGCACCUCUGUUAAUUUAUAAAUGGAACUGGAUGUGAACUAAUAAUGUGCAACUAGUUGAGAUAAGCGGGUUACAGAUCAUUGUACAUGGAGAGUGUUCGCAGCGGUAAACACUUCCAUUAACGUGAUAUACAGCUUUGAAAAGGGGGCGCAUCAGAAUAAGAUGGUAGUGCAAUUUGCUUAUUAAAAUCGAGAAAGAGAGAAAAAAAA